GUCUGAGUAGAACGUCAAAUCUUAUUUAUCCCUGCAACUCUGCAUGGUUAGGCACCCAUGCGCCAUCAUCCUCCAAGGCUGCAGUUGUUGCUGCCUUCCUGCGUCUCGAGGGGGCGCGUACGGGGAAACGGACAUCGCGGGUUCACCUCUGUCACGUGACGAUUCCCUCCGUCUUCGGUGCGUGCCAUGUUUGCGGAAGUAAAGGAAGGUGCACACUUCUGUCAUUCGUUGAAAAAUGUAUCCAAAAUUCAGAGUUUCUGCUCAAUAAGACGCGUACAUGCAUUUAAGGAUGAUGAACCUACCAAAGGGACCCGAUUCUUUGUGUUUUAACAAAGACGAAUUUAUGAAGGAUGAUUUCGACGUGGACAAAUUCGUUGCUGCAUGUCGAAAGCAUGUCCAGCUGGAGGAGAUGCGUGAGGACCUGGAGAAGUAUUACCGGCUGCUUAAAACGGCAAUGGUCGAACUCAUCAAUAAGGACUAUGCCGACUUUGUCAACCUAUCCACUAAUCUUGUAGGAAUGGAUAAAGCUCUCAAUCAGCUUUCUGUUCCUCUAGGCCAAUUACGCGAAGAAGUGUUGAGCCUGAGGUCAUCCGUAAAUGAAGUUAUCCAAGCCAUAGACACACAGUUGUCCAAACAAGAUGACAUUCAAAAGAAGAAGAUCUGUGUGUUAAGACUCAUCCAAGUAGUUCAGUCAGUGGAGAAGAUUGAAAAAAUCCUUCACUCCCAAAACACCAAAGAUACAACUUCUCUUGAGACAAGCAGUCCUCUGUUAGCGGGUCAGAUUCUCGAGCGGAUUGCCACCGAAUUCAACCAGUUGCAGUUCCAUGCUGUCCAGAGCAAAGGCAUGCCACUGCUGGACAAAGUGCGGCCAAGGAUCGCUGGCAUUACUGCUAUGCUCCAGCAGUCUUUAGAGGGCCUACUCAUCCAGGGUCUUCAGACAUCCAACUUGGACAUGGUCCGACAUUGCCUCCGAACAUAUGCUACCAUUGACAAGACCAGAGACUCGGAAGCGCUCGUGGGACAAGUCUUAGUCAAGCCAUAUAUGGAUGAGGUCAUAAAUGAGCAGUUUGUCAGUUCCAGCCCUCAUGGUCUUCAGGUGAUGUACGCAAAGCUUCUGGAGUUUGUGCCUCACCAUUGCCGACUGUUACGAGAGGUCACAGGAGGGGCCAUUUCCAGUGACAAAGCUGACAUUGUGCCAGGAUAUGACUUCCUGGUCAACUCUGUCUGGCCAGAGAUCGUAAAAGGUGUGGAGGAGAGGAUUCCGUCCCUUUUCAAUCCGGGCAACCCUGACGCCUUUUAUCAGCGUUACUGCAUUAGCAUGGACUUUGUGCGGAAGUUUGAAAGGCAAUGUGGCUCUCAGGCGAGUGUAAAGAGACUCAGAGCCCACACAUCUUACCAGAGCUUCCACAACAGAUGGAACCUCCCUGUGUAUUUUCAGCUGCGUUACAAGGAGAUUGCUGGAUCUCUAGAGAACGCCAUGUCAGAUGGAUUAGAAGCAGCUCCAGCUGGGAGCCGCUACCGGCUGCAGGUGACAGAGGUGUUGUGGAGCUGUGUGUGCAGGUGUUGGGCGGAGCAAAUCUACCUGCCACCACUGGCUCAUCGCUUCUGGAAGCUAACGCUGCAGCUCCUCUCCCGAUAUGCCACCUUCCUCACGGAGGUCUUAACAAAGACCCCGCCUUCAGAAGCCACCAAAGACCCGGUGCGGCCACUGCCGAGCUCUGCAUCCUCCACGUCGAGCCGCACCUCUCAGGAUGCCGACAGUGAGAGUGGUGGCCCCGUGGCCCUGUCCACCAAGCAGCUGGUCUUCAUCGCUGCUGAUGUGGACCAGCUACAGGAGCAGAUUCCAGAAAUCUCUGACAUGAUCAGGCAGAGAUUAGAGGGAAUUGGUUUCAAAAACUUUACCAUUGUUUCAGAGGCCUUGGAUGACUCUAAUGCUGCUUUGGCCAGGUGCAUCCCAACAUUAAAUAGCAGAAUGACUCAGCAUUUGACAGAGAGGAGUUUCCGCUUCCUAAGAAAUGCAUCCGAAGUCCCGCGGCUGUACCGGAGGACCAAUAAGGAGAUGCCCAGCAGGGCCUCGGCCUACAUGGAUAACGCUUUGCGGCCACUGCAUCAGCUGCUCACAGACUCCACCAGCGUGGUGAAGGCCUCCAUCAUGCUGGAGUGGCUUCGCAUCACUCUUUCAGAUUGCACCCACAGAUACUUUGAGACCAUAUCUGAUGUGCUGAGCUCUGUGAGGAAAAUGGAGGAGAGUCUGAAGAGACUAAAGCAGGCCAGGAAAACGACCAUGGCCAGCACAGCAGGAGCCUCCGCUGGGCCCUCUGAUGACACCAAGAUCCGCCUGCAACUGGCCCUGGAUGUGGAGUACCUCGGCGAGCAGAUACAGAAGAUGGGCCUCCAGCCAAGCAACAUCAACAUGUUCUCCUCCCUGCUGGACCUGGUGCGGGAGGCCCGGGAUCUUGCCACAGCAGAGCAGGCUGGCUCUUAAGGUUCACUCCCCCUACUCGGGGUCCCCGCAUAUGCCCUGCCCAGAAUCCAAGACGUUACAGGGAAAAAAUGGAGGGGCAGACCCAAUGUUUUGUUUAGUUGUUUGUUUUGUUCUUUUGUGGGGGGUUUUUUUGUUGUUUUUUUUUGCCAAUUUUGGAGCCCAGUUGCUCUUCAUGCAAUGAUGAAGUCAACGAUAAGUACCUGAUCUACAGCCUGUCACCUCUCCCUGUGUGGUGAAGAAGCACACUACAAAGACAGGCCUACGUGCACAAAUGUUAUUUAUUGUCUAAUCCUAUCUGAUAAUAAGGAUAGGCACAAAUACUCAAUAGGAAUCUUUAUGGUAACCUGGUGUGAUUAUGUAAUAAUAUGCAGCAUGAAUCCUAAAUAUGUUAGGUUUCAAGAUAGUAAAGAAGUGAGUGGGCAGUGGGUUUGAUGAGUCAUGAUACGUCACAACCUGUCAUGCACGGUUACAUCAAAUAAUGUUGACUGAUGUGCCAACUUAUGACUUGGAACCUGAUGUUAUGAAACUGGUGUCAUGAGCUAAGCAUUCUGUCAGAAUGAAUAACAUUUCUUUAACCAGGUUUUCCCUGAGGCCUGCCUGUCGGCAUGAAGCUCAGUCCUUUUGGCAUUUUAAACACCAUGACAAGAAUGGUACUACUGUAACUUUUAAAUGUAACUUUAACAAUAAAAGGUUUGGAUAUAA
Molecule: messenger RNA, 3187 nt
Organism: Electrophorus electricus (electric eel)
Lineage: Eukaryota; Metazoa; Chordata; Actinopteri; Gymnotiformes; Gymnotidae
Gene: cog2
Product: component of oligomeric golgi complex 2
Biological process (GO): Golgi organization; intra-Golgi vesicle-mediated transport; protein transport
Cellular component (GO): COG complex; membrane
Source: RefSeq, a predicted model, not a curated record